Rhincodon typus (whale shark) is the source of this 4887-nucleotide messenger RNA. It is a transcript of the gene emilin3b, whose product is annotated as EMILIN-3. The transcript has 7 exons. Lineage: Eukaryota; Metazoa; Chordata; Chondrichthyes; Orectolobiformes; Rhincodontidae. Gene Ontology annotation, molecular function: protein binding. The record is from RefSeq and is a predicted model, not a curated record. The coding region runs from base 288 to 3119 and encodes 943 amino acids.
GAUCUGAGUUGCUGACCUGUCGUCUCUGAAAACCAGGACUCUCCCUGCACACCCUUCUCUCUCUCCCCACCUCCCCACACCCCCCUCCCACCCUCUGCACUCUCUCCUUAACGCUGGCCCCAGUGACACUUGUGAACUCUGAACCGGACCACUCAACUUUGGCAGUGAAUUCCGCAAUCUUGCAUCUUCUUCUUCACCUCCACAACCCCCACCUCCCCCCCGCCCCGUGUGUGGGGUGUGAGUGAAGAGGCAGUAACUUCCAGAUUGCCCCCAGUGAAGCUCUCACUAUGCUGGAGAACACGGCGGGCUCUGGCCCAGUAAUCCUACCUUGUCUGCUGCUGACCACUAUCCUCCUCGCUCUGAUCGAUGCCAAGGGCAGCUUCUACGCCCCUUACCGAUAUAACCUUUUCACCUCAGGGUCUAGCCCCAGCCUGAAAGGAGCGGGACGAGUCUCCGGCCGGCACAAGAACUAUUGUGCUUAUAUCGUGAAGAAAAAUGUCACUUGCACAAUGCAGGACGGGACAGAUACCUAUGUGAAAGCUGAGUACCGCCAGUGUGCUUGGGGCCAGCUGAAGUGUCCAGGAGUGGUCAUGUAUCGAACAUUUUACAAACCCAAAUACAAAAUAGGAUACAAGACUGUUACAGAAUUAGAGUGGAGAUGUUGUCCAGGAUAUUCUGGUGAUACUUGCCGGGAAGGUGCUACAGGACUGCCUGAACUUGUGCCAUCACACCCUGGACCCAGAAAAGGUUAUUAUGGUCCCAAGGCUCCAGAUGUCUACGGAGAACGAAUCGAUCAUUUGGAAGAUGAAAUGCGACAUUUUACACUAUCGUUUGAGAGACUCCAAUCCAUGGUGAGUGGGAUCAGUGACAGUCUCAGACAAUCCAUUCAGAAAGACACCAAUAAAAUGAUUGUAUCAUGGCUGAAUAAUCUAAAAUGUCCUGAUAAAGACUUUGCAUGCAUAACUGAAAGCCUGAAAAAUCUGAGUAAAGGACACCCACCAGCGAUGGGAGACUUGGAAGGCAAGAUCCCAGAGGAUAAGGAUGUCUUGAAAACAAACAGUGACUUGCUGCAUGACGUUUAUGGGAUGGUGAUUCGUCAUGAUCGCCAAAUCAGCCAACUUCUGGAGGCCAGUAGACCACCUACACCUACGGCAACUGGGGAUUUUCUCAACAGCUUUAUAGAUGACAGGCUCACCAAGUUCCGAGCUGACCUACUUGAUGGAUUUGAAAACAGAUUCAAUGUCUUGCAAACUGUCUGUGAUUACAAAGUAAACUUAAUCCAACAACAGUGUGAUGAACAGAAGAACAUAAAUCAACGCCUUGAAGGAAUGAUUAGUGGAAAAGAAUCUGACCUAAAAAAGGAGAUUAAUAACUUACAAACUCAGAUUGGUGGAUUGACUGUAACUGAAAAUUGCUGUGACAAAGUCAAGUACUUGUCAGAUAAAAUCAAUGCCCUGGAACGGAACCUAAAAGAAAUCUCAGACUAUCAAAGAUCAUUAACAACUCGGUUUGAGAGUGAGUUGCCGCAAUUCCCUAGUAUUCAUUUCGAAAAUGAGUACAACAGUAGGCUAGAUGACAUUGAAGCCAAAAUCAAUGCCACAGAGAGGAGACUGGAAGAAAAUUGUCUGUUCAUAGAAAACAACAUGAAGGGACAUCUUGGAACUGAGCUGGACGGUAUGAAGACAUUCCUACAUGAUAAACUAAAGGACGUUGAAGGCCGAGUUACUGUUAUUGUUGAGGAGUUGAGCAAUGUAUCUAUUCCUGCCAGCCUAGAAGGAGAAGUAAUCCCAAGGCUAGAAACAGAGAUUUCAACAAUUAAGAAGAAAACUAAUGAUGGCCUGGUUGAUUUGGAAGGAAGACUAGAAGUUUUGGAGAAUCUGUGUCCUGUUAGUUGUACCUCAAUUAUUAGUGACAUUGAAACUCUAAGAACAGAAAUUGAUGAUUGCCACAGAAACUGCCAAGAUAUUGUGACAAAACUAGAUAAGAACUCUGGUCUACUUAACAAACUUAACUACUCUAUGUUUGAAAUAAACAGAAAAAUUAAAGAGGAAGAAGAAUCCAGUGCCGUGCAGGGAGAAAUUACUUUACUAAAGAUCAACAUCAACUCCGUGAACAAGACCCUAAAAGGGAUCAAAGACUCUGUCAGCAAAUAUGCUGAUGACUUUGCGUUUGCCAAUUCAACGUGGGAUGAACACGAGCGCAAAAUGACAGAUGAAGUCCACCUGAUCCAACAGAUAGUGAACAGCCAAGGUUCUCAGCUCCUUUUUAAUGACAAGCGAGUCCAUGAGCUCAAAGGUGAUCUGGAACGAAUUAACCAUCGGAUAAUGUCAGAUCUCCAUAACUGCAAACACAACGCUCAAGAUAUCCAGAAGGAAGUGUCACAGGUUGACAGACGAGUGGCUCAGAUGGAGAGUGUGUGCAACAAACUAAGUGCAGUAUUAAACAGUCUGGAUUAUAUUAAGGAUGGUUUGGAUAAUCAUGCUGGUGAUUUGUGGAAUUACUUAGACCGCAUGAAUUUAACCCUCAUGGUACACAAUCAAGACAUCACUGCUCUGAGAGAUUCAGUCAAUGAGUGCCAUACAAGAAUAACAGGCAUCGGAAAUCGGGCAUUAGAUGGUCUACAAGGACCUAUUGGCCCUCCUGGAUCAGGAUUUCCAUCCUUUGCAAAACAUGUUACGUUUUCUGUGGGUCUGACUGAAAAGCCCUUCCCUGCUGAUAACGGUGUUGUAAGAUUCAACAAAAUUCUCAUCAAUGAUGGAAGUCACUAUGAGCCCCGCACAGGUAUAUUUACCGUUCCCUACAGUGGACAGUACUUCAUUAGUGCUAUACUGACUCCGCAGAGAAAUGAACGCAUUGAGGCUGUGCUGACUGUAUCCAAUGUAAGUGUUGCACAAGUGGACACAGCAGGGUACAGGACUGAAGUAUUAGAAAUUGCCAUGGACAAAAUUGAGAAUCAUUCUGGAGGUGGUCUUGCAGUGUUCAGCCUAAUUCUCAAUCUGAAAACUGGUGAUGAAGUGAGUGUUGUCGUCAUGUCAGGAAAAUUAGCUUACACAGGAACAGAUGAGCUACACUGCACAUUUAGUGGUGUUCUGCUAAAUGAUUCACAAAUGCACAGUUGACAAAGCCCAGGUAAAUUAUGAGAGCAGCUAGAACUGAAGGAACUGGCCAAUAUCUGAUUUUAAAAUGCUUCUUGUCGAGCAAACAGUGAACUAACUGGAAAUAUUAAUUUCAAAUCUAAACAUUUAGCAGACUGAACCACACUAGUCAAAAUGGUCUGUGGAUAGUAAAUAUUUUUUAAUCUAGCACCACUAAGCAAAACACAGAUUUGGUUUGCUGCCUUUUCAAUUAAGUAUGGUCACAUCUUCAGAAAACAACAGCUUCAGAUCAUUGCCUUUGAUUAUGCUUAUAUUAACCCUUUGAGAACCAGGGAAAAUAUAGAAAAAUAUUGAUAAUACUGUUUUAAAAAUUUAGGAACAAUGUUUAAGAAGCGUUCAUUGCUUUUGUACAUAUUCUAUUUUGUAAUACAUUUUCAGAAAUUUACAAUUUUAUAUAGUUAAUGCAAAAAUACGCUUGUACUUAGAAAGCUUAAAGUCUCUGUGCUCAAAGGGUUAAUAGGUUAAGGAUUUUAUGUAGCAUCUUCAAAGAAAUGCCCCAGUCAGUACCCAUUUAAACUCACGAUUUUUCUUCUCUCUCAAAGAAAGUGCCUCAUAAAAUAAUAAAAUGCACCAUACUGAAUAACAUCAAGUGCAAUCUGAUGUAAGAUGAUUACUGGAAGGGUUGGGAAAACACUCAAUAUUUGGUGCUCAAAUAUUGUGCAUUAGUUAGAUGAUCUGUACUGCACUAGCACCAUCACUGCUCGUCAAUCUGUUCAUCAGGAUGUAAGCUACCAUUAGCCAAUUAGCCAUUAUAUUAGGUAAUAAAACCAGAGUGUUUUUUAUGCAUAAUAGCAAAAGUAUUGACUCAGGUAGCAUAAAACAUCCAUUUAGAAAUCAGUGUUAUUUUGUAAGUGUAAACUUUAAAUUAAUUCUUCUCUUGAAAAUCUGUUAACUGACCUUCAUCCUAAAUAUUGGCCAAUUUUGUCAUGAAACAAUGCAUGAAAUCUUGUGUCUUUAUCAUUGUAUUUUAGUAUGAAAAAUACAGAGAUUCAGACAAAAAAAUGUACAGCAAUGAAAAGCAUUAUCUAGGGUCAGUACUCCUAAAUGUUCAUCAAAUUCAGAAAUGAGAGCAUGACAGUGUGUAUGGGUGUGUGCGCGCAUUUGUACAUUUGUGUGCAGAAGAAUUACAAACUUACACCUAGUUUGCUAACCUUUGUCGUCUGGUUUAGUUGGCUUCAACAAUGAAAUGACACUGAACAUUUGAUAAAUAUAUAUAGUCUUUACUUUAUAUUUUACCAAUUGCCAAGUCCAAGAUUUGAACUUUCGAAUGGAUCUAUAAAAUUCAAUCACAGUUUUGUGCCAGGGAUUAAAAAUUUAAAUCAACACAGAAGAUGUCAUUUAAAUGAAUAGUUGUGAAAGGUCAAGGAUGGUUUUGUGGAUUAGAGUAUUUAAUUGAAAUUAGCUUUGUACAAGAAAAGCUUUCAGAUGCAGAUUUUGAAUAGACAAAUCUUUGAUCAACUGAUUUGGUAUUUUGGGAAAGACAUCCCUUGUUCAAGAUAAAUCAUCGACUUGCCAUAUUUGUAGUAAUUUAAAACAGUUUGUCGCAAAAUGCAUUAAAAUGAGAAAAGUAUAGUUGUUUAUCAUGUUUAGUAAUAAAUACUAGCAUUACAUUGCAAUUCUUACUUUGUAGCUGAUAUUGAAGAAUUGUUCAACGUAUGAACUUGAAGUCCUCUUGUUUUGUAUAUUAGUGUACAUCUUUGAACAUAUGGAACUAAACUUUGUGAACAGCAAG